Molecule: messenger RNA, 1376 nt
Organism: Dendroctonus ponderosae (mountain pine beetle)
Lineage: Eukaryota; Metazoa; Arthropoda; Insecta; Coleoptera; Curculionidae
Product: omega-amidase NIT2
Exons: 2
Coding region: 457-1302 (281 amino acids)
Biological process (GO): oxaloacetate metabolic process; L-glutamine metabolic process
Cellular component (GO): mitochondrion
Molecular function (GO): omega-amidase activity
Source: RefSeq, a predicted model, not a curated record
GUCCAUCAUGUUCAUAAUUAUGACUUUAAAACUUGUGAUAGAAUAAUACUGUUUAAUUAAUAUAGAAGAAUAUUGUACAAUUUGAAACUUGAAAAGUGCAAUGAAAACAGACCACAUAUUUGCAUUUGUAUAUCUUUAAAGCGUUUUUCAGUAGCUAUUUAAAGAACAUAUAUUUUUUAAUUGCCUAUAGAGAUAAAAUUUUUCUAGCUUUUACUUACUUUACUACAAUAACUCAUUGCCCAUAUUAGAUUGAAAAUAGGCGCUAAAAACACAAACUAUUCCACCCCCAAUAUGUCGCAGUUUAAUAUAGAAGAGCAAAGUGAUUUGAGACUUCUCAGUGAAAAACUUGAAUAUUGCAGUUUAUGAAAGAUUUGAAGUUAAUAAAUCCACAUUGAAAGUUAGUACAUCCAGGUUCGCUCUGAUGAUUUAUUCAGUCCCAGAUAAGUUUUUGCUUCAAUGCAGUCAGUAAUGCGAACUAUCCGGACAGCCCUAAUCCAGUCGCGAGUAGGGGCCAAUCGUUCCGAAAAUUUGGAAAAUGCCCGAAAACUCAUCAGCCAAGCGAAGACUUUAGGGGCACAGCUGAUUUCGCUGCCCGAGUGUUUUAAUUCACCGUACGGCACUAAGUUUUUCAAUGAAUACGCCGAAUCGAUUCCAAAUGGACCCACUUCCGAAAUGCUCUCCAAGGCUGCUAAAGACAACAACGUUUACUUAGUUGGAGGCACGUUUCCUGAAAUAGAAAAUAGCAAAUACUACAAUACCUGCACUGUGUGGAACCCCGAAGGAAAGCUCAUAGCCAAGUAUCGCAAAAUGCAUUUAUUCGACAUAGAUAUUCCUGGAGGGAUAACUUUCAAAGAAUCCGAUGUGUUAGCUGCUGGAAACAGCUUAGCUACCUUCGAUCUAGAAGGUACCAAAAUAGGCCUGGGAAUUUGCUACGACUUGCGGUUUGAGGAACUAGCAAAGCUCUACCGAUUGCAGGGAGUGGAAAUUCUAAUAUAUCCGGCAGCCUUCAAUUUGACCACAGGCCCUCUGCACUUCGAGUUGCUGCAAAGAGGCAGAGCUAUAGAUAACCAAGUGUUUGUCCUGGCCAUUAGCCCGGCCAGAGGCACGCAGGGCUAUAUUGCUUGGGGACACUCUCAAAUCACAAACCCAUGGGGCAAAGUUAUUGGACAAGCCAAAGAAGGGGAAGAGAUUGUGAAUGUUGAUCUUGACCUAACUGAAUGUGAUAAAGUACGACAACAAAUACCAAUUUUCAGUCAGCGGCGGAAUGAUAUAUACGAUACUAUUAAAGUAGGAAUUAAAUGAUAGGUAGAAAUAAGAUAAAAACGCUGUAAACCGAAUUAAUAGGUGUUUUAUGGAGAAUAUACUUGUAUCCGUUA